AUGGAAGUCAGGCACACUGGAUCUCCUGGGGAGAAGAGAGGAGCGCAGAGGGGGGAGAGUCAGCCCCUUUUGCUGAAUCCAGAAAUUGUGUUUGUGCUUUGUGAGCAGUGGUGGCCAUCUUCUGAGCUGGCAGCUUUAAUCAUGCAGCCUGCUGAAACAGAAGUGAAGCCGAUGGAAAAAGAGCUGAACGAGAGGGCAGAACACGGAGACACGCAGGAAGAGAGGUGA
This is a messenger RNA of Xyrichtys novacula (pearly razorfish), 228 nucleotides long. Lineage: Eukaryota; Metazoa; Chordata; Actinopteri; Labriformes; Labridae. The record is from the annotation of a GenBank genome assembly.